Molecule: messenger RNA, 2144 nt
Organism: Motacilla alba alba
Lineage: Eukaryota; Metazoa; Chordata; Aves; Passeriformes; Motacillidae
Gene: POLL
Product: DNA polymerase lambda
Exons: 9
Coding region: 65-1804 (579 amino acids)
Biological process (GO): double-strand break repair via nonhomologous end joining
Cellular component (GO): nucleus
Molecular function (GO): DNA-directed DNA polymerase activity; DNA binding
Source: RefSeq, a predicted model, not a curated record
UUUUUUUUUUUUUUUUUUUUUUUGUCAAAACGUCCUGAAAACUGAAACGUUUCAGCGAAGGCCUAUGGAGCCACGAGGGAUUGUCAAAGCCUUUCCCAAGAGGAAGAAGGUGAGGGAUGACUCGGAGAAAAGCAUCCCUCCAAAGAUCCCGAAAGAGCAAGGAACAGAGAUACCUGAGGCAGAGUGGCUGAAACCAGUCAUCGCCUACGUGUUGCAAGCCGGCAUUGGCCGGGCCAGGGCUGAGAUCUUCCGCAGGCAGAUUGUCCAGAAUGGGGGUGUGGUUCACAGCCAGCUCUCCCCGGAGGUGACACACGUCAUUGUGGCCGAGGACAUGGACUGCGACCGCGCCUUUCGGCUCCUCAGAUUAACCAGGCUGCCCCCGGGGCUGCAGCUGGUGAAGGCAGCCUGGCUUAGUGCUUGCAUUAGAGACCAGAAGCUGCUGAGUACUGCUGGCUAUGGUGUCUUUAUCCCUCACAGAUACCUGGAGGAGGAAGAAUUCCAGAAAGAACAGCAACAGAUCCUAGACAGAGAAAAAAUCCAGCCCCCAGCAGAGGAGGGAGCAGUGAAACCAAGUACUGAAUCACAGGUGGAGGAUUCCUCACAGCAAGGCUUGGGCACCCCUGCACAGCAGCGACUGGCUGAGAAAUACUCUGAUGAUGAAGACAGUGAAGGAGAAGAUGCUGGUGUCACCCAGGGAGACCUGGAAGCAUUGAUUUCUGGCCGCUACCCUGUGAAAUCAUCAGAGGAGAUCAGUGAUAGCUCUGACACAGUGGCCCAGCCUCCCAGCAAGUGGGUUUGUGCCCAGUCUUCCAACACCAAGAAGGAAAAUCACAACCAAUGCAUCACAGAGAAGCUGGAAGUGCUGGCAAAGGCUUACUCUGUCCAGGGGGACAAGUGGAGAGCUCUGGGAUACUCCAAAGCAAUCAAUGCGCUCAAGAGCUACCACAAACCAGUCACCUCCUACCAGGAAGCCUGUAAAAUCCCUGGGAUUGGGAAGCGGAUGGCAGAGAAGAUCCUGGAGAUCUUGGAGAGUGGGCACCUGCGCAAGCUGGAUCACAUCAGUGAGAGUGUGCCUGUGCUGGAGUUAUUUUCCAACAUCUGGGGAGCAGGGGUCAAGACAGCUCAGAUGUGGUACCAGCAGGGUUUCCGGACACUGGAUGACAUCCGCACCAAGGCCACUCUGACCAGCCAGCAGGCUGUGGGGCUGAAGCACUACACGGAUUUCCUGGAGCGCAUGCCUCGGGAGGAAGCUGCAGAAAUAGAGCAGACUGUCAGACAAGCUGCCCUGGCCCUGAAGCCUGGCCUCGUGUGUGUUGCCUGUGGCUCCUACCGUCGGGGGAAGGCCACCUGUGGAGAUGUGGAUGUGCUGGUCACUCACCCGGAUGGGCAGUCUCACCGUGGGGUGUUCAGCAAGCUGCUCAACAGCCUCCGCAGGAGCGGCUUCCUUACAGAUGACCUGGUGAGUCAGGAGGACAAUGGUGAUCAGCAGAAGUACCUGGGCGUGUGCCGCCUGCCCGGGCCAGCGCAGCGUCACCGCCGGCUCGACAUCAUCGUGGUGCCGUACCGGGAGUUCGCCUGUGCCCUGCUCUACUUCACGGGCUCGGCUCACUUCAACCGCUCCAUGCGCGCCCUGGCCAAGACCAAGGGCAUGAGCCUGUCGGAGCACGCGCUCAGCUCGGCCGUGGUGCGAGGCCCUGGGGGUGCCAAGGUGGCAUCUGGCCAUACUCUGCCCACCCCCACCGAGAGAGAUGUCUUCAUUCAGCUGGGGCUGCCUUACCGGGAGCCCUCCGAACGGGACUGGUGAUGCCUGCUCGUCACCCUGGGCUUGCUGCUGUGCUGCUGCUUUGAAGGAUCUGAUUUCCCCAGUGGUGGAAAAGCUCUGUGGUGCCUGCAGCCUGAGGAACAUGUCCCAGCAAACUGGGGCUCCUUGCAAGUGUGAGGCCUGGCUGCUGGGCAGAGCUCUGUGGCUUCCUCAGCAGAGGCUGUGGGCUGGAACCACACUGGAAGUGCUCUCUUGGUGUGGCUACCAAAAGGGCUCACUGCCCAUCAGCUACCCUGGGCCUGCUCUCCCCAACUUUGGAAGAUUGGGUUGCAAAACCUUGUGAUCCAUCCCCUGACAGUACUUGGGAACAAAGGAAGUGGGA